AAAUCUCCAUCUGCUAUAUUCUUGAUCUUGAAAUAUUGAGUUCAAGGUACACAAUAAUAUUAAUAUACAUAUCUCUUACUAUCACAGUUCUCAAAAACAGAAAACUGUUUUCAAAACAGGAAAGAGGAAAGAAUUGAUUCCUUGCAAACUGCUAAAGAAAGCUCCACAAAAAGGAAUGAAAUAAUGGGAAAAAGAAAGGAAAAGGUGAGUGAUCUUUCUUGCAAGUAAGCAAAGUAAUGAUAUGGGGACAAAAAGAGAAGCAGCCUUUUUUAAAGUUUUGCUGUUACCCAUCUCUCCAACUCAGCCUUGCUUCUUAAGGUUUUCCCCAAUUCAUUUCAUUUCAUACUCAGUGCAGGUAACAGCUUACUCACCACUCCAAUACAAAACUUCCAUCCCAAGCACCUCCAAUUCAAUUCCUAAGAGACCCCCACAAAUCAUUGCCAAAACUAAAAUAUUCCACUUCUUUGACCCAAAGCAAAAGUAAACUCUCCAUCACAAUUUGGUAACUCUUUUCAAACGGCAGAAAAAAAUAAGAAAAAAACUUCAAAAAAAUCUGUAAAUUCAGUUCUAAUCAAUUAGGCGUUUGAGUAAAGAUAAGUGUAUUUUGGUUCAAAAUUCACAACAAAAUCAGCAGCAGAGUGCACAGCGCAGGUGAAAUCUCUCUAUUGCUAGACACAAUUAGGUCAAUUUCAGAUUGAUUACGAUGUCUGUUGAUAAAGUAAUAAGGAUACAUACCUUUAAAGCCCUUGCGGCGCUUUGCGUAUAUGGCCACCUAACGGAGAAAGAGAAUCAUCAUUUGGAAGGAUCGAUCAGCAGGGCAGGGCAUGACGACGCAGAAACAGAGCUGGGAGGCGCAGGCGCAACAAUCGCAGAUGCAGCGAGUGAGGAACUCGGGCAUGAUAAGCCAUGUGAAUGCGAUUGGGAGUCCGUUGAAGGAGGAUCAAGACGAGGAGCUUUCGCGAUCGGCGUUCGCUCUGUUCCGCGCCAAGGAAGAGGAGAUCGAGAGGAAGAAGAUGGAGAUGAGAGACAAGGUGGAGGCACGCCUUGGAAGAGCCGAGGAAGCCACCAAGCGAUUGGCGGAGAUUCGCGAAGAACUUGAAGCUAUGGCGGAUCCAAUGAGGAAGGAAGUAUCGUUCAUCCGGAAGAAGAUUGAUUUGGUGAACAAAGAGUUGAAGCCAUUGGGACUCACCUGCCAAAAGAAGGAGAGGGAAUACAAAGAAGUGCUAGAGUUAUUCAAUGAGAAGAACAGAGAGAAAUCUCAAUUGGUAGCCAAACUUAUGGAGUUGGUGAAUGAGAGUGAGAAACUAAGGAUGAAGAAGUUGGAAGAGCUGAGCAAGAACAUUGACAUCCUUCAUUAACAAAGGUGUUCUCUUCUAACUUACAAUAACCAACUUUGUCUUCUAUUAUUCCAACAUUUUAUCUUUCUUUCUCAAUGUUUUUUGGGGAAGAAAAAUUUUAACUUUGUUUUGUGGAUGACAUUUGCUUGUAUUAAUAAAUCCCGAGCACAAGUGCUAUUGCGUACCGAGUGUGGGAUACUGAUCAAUGUUUAGCUAUCUUCUCAUAUUUCGCAUGUGUGUUCUAUUUUCUUCGAGUAAUGUGCCUAUGGUCUACAACUUGGCGGGUUCGAA
Molecule: messenger RNA, 1628 nt
Organism: Momordica charantia (bitter melon)
Lineage: Eukaryota; Viridiplantae; Streptophyta; Magnoliopsida; Cucurbitales; Cucurbitaceae
Product: RAB6-interacting golgin (DUF662)
Source: RefSeq, a predicted model, not a curated record